Eremothecium sinecaudum is the source of this 1653-nucleotide messenger RNA. RefSeq names its product Utp7p (gene UTP7). Gene Ontology annotation, biological process: maturation of SSU-rRNA from tricistronic rRNA transcript (SSU-rRNA, 5.8S rRNA, LSU-rRNA). The transcript has a single exon. The record is from RefSeq and is a predicted model, not a curated record. NCBI's taxonomy places the organism in Eukaryota, Fungi, Ascomycota, Saccharomycetes, Saccharomycetales, Saccharomycetaceae. Gene Ontology annotation, molecular function: protein binding. Bases 1 to 1653 code for a protein of 550 amino acids. Gene Ontology annotation, cellular component: small-subunit processome; 90S preribosome; nucleolus.
AUGGCUAAGAAGUCCAAAGGUGCUAAUCUAUCGCAUGUUAUAGAUCAAAAGAGUAUUAGUAAGUUUCAAAGACAGUCUCCAAGCUCUUCUAAUAAAAAAAUAAAGGAUAAAAAGCUUAGAGCAGGAUUGAAGCGUAUCGAUGAGCAAUAUAAAGAUGCUGUUGCUAAUGCUGCAGCUACUGAUUAUUUGCUACCCGAAACGCAGGGUUACUUAGAAGCUGAAGAUGAAAUGGAAAAGACUUUUAAAUUUAGUCAAGAUGAAAUUAAGGCCCAUGUAGAUAUCAGCACUGCCAAUAAAGCACUUGAUCUAAAACUAAAGGAUUUUGGACCAUAUCAUAUUAAUUACUCUAGAACUGGUACCCAUUUACUGGUUGCAGGACGUAAGGGCCAUGUUGCCUCUAUGGAUUGGAGGAAAGGAGAAUUACGUGCAGAACUUCACUUAAACGAGACAGUUCAAGCCGCUACUUACCUGCAGAAUGAGCAAUACUUUGCAGUUGCGCAGAAAAAAUACACUUUUAUAUAUGAUCAUGAGGGUACAGAACUACACCGUCUGAAGCAGCAUAUCGAGGUCAAGCACUUAGAAUUCCUACCCUACCACUAUUUGCUGGCCACAGCAGGCCAAACGGGGUUCUUGAAGUAUCAGGACGUCUCAACAGGACAAUUAGUUACAGAAAUAAAGACAAAGCUAGGACCAACUAUUUCAAUGGCUCAAAAUCCUUGGAAUGCUGUCUUGCACCUAGGUCACGCCAACGGUACGGUUACUUUGUGGGCUCCAAAUAUGCCUACUCCACUAGUUAGGCUUCUAUGUGCCAGAAGCCAGGUUAAGAGUAUUGCAGUUGACAGACAGGGAACGUAUAUGGCUACUACUGGAGCCGAUCGUUCUCUAAAGAUCUGGGACAUAAGGAUGUUUAAAGAAGUUCAUACUGUCGAAAAUCUGCCAACUCCCGGUACCAACGUAUCGAUAUCAGACACAGGCUUGCUUGUGUUGACAAGAGGCCCUCACGUAACACUUUGGAAAGAUGUUUUCAAGCAUGGUUCUGAAGCAAGGCCGUGCUUUACCUCUAGUGGUUUGAAAAACAGGAACACGCCUUAUAUGUCUCAUAUGUUCGCUGGUAAUAGCAUAAACAAUAUUGCGUUUGUACCAUUUGAAGAUUUGAUGGGUGUUGGUCACCAAAAUGGUGUCACCAAUCUAAUCAUUCCUGGUGCUGGUGAAGCAAACUACGAUGCAUUAGAAGUUAACCCUUACGAGACCUCCAAACAAAGACAAGAACAAGAAGUUAGAUCUCUAUUGAACAAACUACCUGCGGACUCAAUCUCUUUGGAUCCUAAUGUUGUUGGAACAGUGGAUAGUCGUUCAUCUCAAGUAAGGCUAACUGCUAAAACUUUAGCAGAAAUCACAGCAUCUCAGCAUAACAUUGCAAAAGAUAACAAGGAUAUCCCAGAUGUUAAACCUGAUGUUAAGAGCAAAAACUCUGGACUGCGUACAUACCUCCGUAAGCAGACCCAGAAUGUUAUUGAUGAGAGAAAACUGAGAGUUCAAAAGCAAUUAGAGAAAGAGAAGUCGCAACGUACGCGGAAGCAUAUGGUCGAGAGGGGAGAACUUGACGAGAAUCAUAAAGAUGUAGUUGAUGAAUCCUUAAGUAGAUUUAGUUGA